GUUACUACUGUCAACUUCAUUCACUAAGGCUGGGUCACGCUCCAAAGCGGAUGUUUUGUGCGUCGCCACAAUGUGACAGAAACAUGUUGCCUUGAUAUGGAGGCGCUUGGCAAAGGACCCCGCGGCAGCCACCUGCAGGCAUCUGCGAGCCUGCAGGUGCCCCGGAAGAUGUGAGCUUUGCGAUUUGGCAGCACAGAGGGAGCUGCAGCUGCCUCACCAUCCCUCAUGGCUGAAACAAAGAGGACAGAGACAGUGGCGCUCUGUAGCCAGGUGUUCACCACUGCUGCCCUGGGCCGUAAAAGCUCCAUCCCUCACCCUGCAGCUGCCCUCGCCGCCGUUCCAUUGUGCACUUCUAUUGUGCGGCCGCCCGCCCUUCGUUGAUUCAUCGGCCACACAGGGGACGAUCAUUCAGAUGUUUGUGUGUGUGUGUGAGGGGUGCGGGGGGGUGUUUGUGCAUGCAUUGACUACGCGUGCCUUGGAGAACGUCGCAAGUCUCCGACUCCUCCCGCCGUUAUCUGCGUGCCUCAUUGUGACACAGCCUCCCUGUGAUUGGUGGACAUGCUGGUGCUUGCAACAGGGGAAUGGCUGACAUUGUUCCUCCAUCUGUUCUGCUUCUCACUGUCCAACGUGCCUCUGUAGGGAAAACACCGAUCUGCAACCGUCCCAUUCGGAGUCUUCUACACUUUCACCUGCAGACUUCUAUCUAAGAAUCUAAACAUGUGGAAACUGGGUUGGAGAUUUUUUUUUUGUUCCCAUAUUUCUACGCUGAUGCACUGAUGAUCCUGUAAGCAUCAAUGACUCCAGGAUUGAGGUGGCUACAAUUUACCGGAUGUCCGAGAAAGCUCCAUGGGCCAGAAGAAUCAUGCGGAAGCAGGACCUGGCCACAUCCUCGAUUUGGGGCUUGAGUAUCUCCACGUAGCAGGCGCUGACCGUCAGGCUGGCAGCGCUGACGAGCCUCCCGCCAUGGAGGAUCAGGGGGAGAGCGACGCCGGUACCACCCCUACUCCCCUUGCAGCCGUGGCAGAGGCAGAUAGCUGUUACGGCAGAGAGGGCAAGCCAUGGGCUUCUCCCACUCCGCGGCUUACUGGUGACCUCAACCCCCACAGAGGCGAGAGCGGCUCAUCUCACAGCAAAAGCACCCACCAGCCGCUGUGUCGGACCCCGUGUGUGGACUUGGGGACCGAAGGACCACCCGAGCCGCCUGUCGAACUUUCGUCAGAGGGCCGACGAGACGGGCCUGCCCUGCUCCAGCACCCACCCUUGUCUCAGGAAAACCCCUCCAAUUCUGGGCCCGCACCCGCCUUUGCCGACGAGCAAUAUCAGGCCAAACUGGGAUUUGCGCUCAAACUGGGCUAUUCCGAGGAGACGGUGCGGCUGGUGCUCUCCAAGCUGGGACCGCGCACUUUGAUCAACGACAUCCUGGGAGAGCUGGUCAAACGGGGCUCUUCAGAUGGCGAGCAACCCUUCGGGUCGUCUGCCUCCACUUCAACGUCAUCGUCCUCUUGUUCCUCUUACAGUUCCUCCGAUUUGCCAGCAGCUCUGGGAUUGGACUCACCGUGCCUGCCAGACCCUCUGUGUGACCAAGAAAUCCUGCGGCCUGUCGUGGUGGACGGCAGUAAUGUGGCCAUGAGCCACGGCAACAAAGAGGUGUUCUCCUGCCAGGGCAUCCAGCUGGCUGUUGACUGGUUUUUAGAACGCGGCCACCAUGAUGUCACGGUUUUCGUUCCAGCAUGGAGGAAGGAGCAGUCUCGGCCAGACGCCCCAAUUACAGACCAAGAGAUCCUGCGGCGUCUGGAGAAGGAGAAGAUCCUUGUGUUCACUCCUUCACGUCGCGUGCAAGGUCGGCGUGUGGUCUGUUACGAUGACCGCUUUAUCGUCAAGCUAGCUUACGAGUCGGACGGCAUCAUCGUGUCAAACGACAACUACAGAGACCUCGCCAAUGAGAAACCUGAGUGGAGGAAGUUCAUCGACGAGCGACUACUCAUGUACUCCUUUGUCAAUGACAAAUUCAUGCCACCAGAUGACCCACUCGGCCGACACGGUCCCAGCUUGGACAACUUCUUGAGGAAAAGACCUGUGAUGCCCGAGCAGAAAAAACAGCCUUGUCCGUAUGGAAAGAAGUGCACUUAUGGCCACAAAUGUAAGUACUACCACCCGGAGAGAAGCGCUCAGCCGCAACGCGCCGUGGCCGAUGAGCUGCGGGCCAGUGCCAAGACCUGCGUUGCCACAAAGAACCAGGCCGACGCCGGGCUGGUGAAGAGCCACAGCAUGCCAGCUCGCAGCAUCGAGGCAAAGAAAGGUGUGGCAAAACGGCAGUCUGACCCUGGUGUCCGAGCUCUGUCGUACAGCGACGCAGAGGAGAAACUGGCAGCAAAAGACAGGACAGAAAGUCAGAGGACCGGCGUAUCAGGCGCUGUCGGUAAUUGCAGCGGGACCGCAAGCAUGCCCGCCGUCCUUCCGGGAGGCCAGCCCCCCUGCCCUCAGCAGGACCAACAGUCCCGAGCAGGCACCCUUCAGGGUGUCCCUCCAGCUCCCAGUCACGACCUCUACCCACACUGUGAGUCCCCAGACCUGAGCAGCUACUCGGCGGCGCACGCCUACAGCAACCUGCGCAUCUCAUCCAGGCAGAGCCCAGACAGUCGCAUCCCCCAUGACGGCGACCUCAGGCUGGACUCCGUAGGAUCGGCCGGCUCAGAAUGCGGCAGUGAAAGCAGCACUAGUUGCGGCAGCAGCUGCGACUCGUACAGCGAGCGGCCGUGUCACGCUUGCCAGGACAGCCUGGUUGAGGACGCCAGCUAUUACGGCAACAGCCACGGUCGGCUACAUUUCCGUCCAGCCGCAGGAAGCCACGAACUGUGCAGCCUUCAUUCGGCUGAUACUACCAGUGUGCCACACAGUAAAAUGACGAACCCGGGAGCGCACGGCUAUGAUACGAGCGCAGCACCAGGCCAAAGCUGGGAUCACAGUCGGUCUCUCUACGCAUUACCCCUUCAUUUCCCCCACCAGCCGUUUGCUACACGUUCGAGCUGUCCGGCCGACUACCACACGCUCGCUGCGUCUAACGCCCCUGACUCUCCUCUGUGCCGCCGCGUAGCUCCUACCAGAGCAGAGAGCGGAUCAGAAUCUCGUCUUUACGAUAAUCUGUGCGUAUUCCAACAUCACCACCGAACGAAAGCUUUGCCCACUUGGGAUGCGUACUACAGGGAGCUGCCGGCGCUUCCUCGGUACGGGCCCAGUGCCUAUCCUUGCCCGUCGUACACAUGCCAGGCAUCGUGGCACUCUCCUCGGUGGGCACAAGAUGGCUACACAUCACGCCGCUUGUCUCAUCCCUCUCUCCACUCAGCUCCGUCGCACUAUUUAAGUCACCCCUCUGCUCAGUCUUCUCUCCCACCCCACCUCGCCCCGUCCUCUUACACCUCGCAGCUUCCCGAGUCCCCCGGGCACAGCCGGUACGGGGACGCGAGGGAGAAAGCAUACGCCAACCUGUGCAAUAUCUUCCCCUCUGAGCUGGUGAGUCGGGUGAUGGCCAGGAGCCCCCAUGUGACGGACCCCCAGCAGCUCGCAGCCGCCAUCCUGGCAGAGAAAGCGAAUAUGAGCUACUGAGGCAAGUUUUCAGCACUUAUGUUGGGAAUCCACCAUGAAUGACCAACUGCAACAUGCUGACGGAACAGCCGUCAAGAUCUGUUUUGAUGACUAUAUCACUGAACAUGUCAGAUUUUGUGAAAAGUGUCACCAUUACAUACCUGUUAACUCAUUCAGUACCAACCAAUUCUGGACCAAGUCUGAAAAGACGUUUAAAAACGUCUUUGGGAGUGAAUGAGUUAAGCAGCAUAUUGUGGGCAAGUUACGUCGAGGUUGCACACCAAAAUUAAUCUGUGUGCGUUUUUGGCUUUGUUUUUGUGUGCUGAUGACAGACGGCUCGUCAUCUUGUUGGAGAUGACGCAAGUGUUUUGGGCCACGUGGAGAUGGUCGAUCCUGUGGUGUGUACCUUAGUUUUAGUAAGGGACAUCUCUUUCUCAUAUUGCACUCUCUGAGUAUACAUAUAAAUGUAUGUACUUAUAGAUAUACUACACCACACAAACACACUUAUUUAUAUAGAUCUAUGUGGCCCUUUCUGUUGGGUUGACUGGAAUCGGCUACUGACAGAAUUGCUUAUGUAAAUGUGUCACGUAAAUAUAUCGAAGUAGUUAUCUGUAGCCGAUUCCAGCGCAAUCACCAAUGAGCCGUGUUUGAUACAAAUUGUAUCCGGAACUGAGUCGCCGAUGUGAUGCAGGAUUUGAACUAGUCACACUUUUGAUGUAGUAAAUAUGUCCCGGCUCAUGUACUCCUGCGGUGGACAAAGGCAGUUCGGGACCUACGUUGUGUUAGGUACGUUAGCUGCUUUUGGGAUUUUUGGUUCGAAACAGUUUAUUUUCCGCAGCAUCUCCUUGAAAAGAAAUGUGGUCGUUCAGCUUUGUGGACUGGGUUAGUCUUUCAUGACCAGUGUGGAUUAUUGAGAACAAAAGCUGCUUUUUUGCAGCCUGUGUCGCUGGACUGGGAUGCUGUUGAAAAGAAGCACACUCAAAAAUGUGUGUAACCAAGAAGCGCCUUCGCUCAGGCCUGCUGGCACCAUGUGUCAGCGUGGCACCCGAGCGUGGGCCCAAAGUAAUGCCUCUUCAUGGCAUCGUGCUUACGACACAUCCGAUACUCUGAACUAUGUUCAGCUAACUGUUGUGCAUGUUUUCGCGCCUUUUGAUUUAUGCAUGUCUAUUUGUGCCGACUUGACUUAGCAGCAUUGAAAGUUCAAUCCAACAACUCUUGUCAUGAUUUUUACUGCUGUAGCUGUUGCUGUGAGUGUUCAUUAAAGGGUACCACCAUGAAAUCAAA
This is a messenger RNA of Hippocampus zosterae (dwarf seahorse), 4866 nucleotides long. RefSeq names its product probable ribonuclease ZC3H12C. The transcript is spliced from 8 exons. The coding region runs from base 847 to 3603 and encodes 918 amino acids. NCBI's taxonomy places the organism in Eukaryota, Metazoa, Chordata, Actinopteri, Syngnathiformes, Syngnathidae. Gene Ontology annotation, molecular function: RNA endonuclease activity; mRNA binding; metal ion binding. Gene Ontology annotation, cellular component: cytoplasmic ribonucleoprotein granule; nucleus. The record is from RefSeq and is a predicted model, not a curated record.